Capsicum annuum is the source of this 693-nucleotide messenger RNA. RefSeq names its product cysteine-rich receptor-like protein kinase 26. The transcript has a single exon. NCBI's taxonomy places the organism in Eukaryota, Viridiplantae, Streptophyta, Magnoliopsida, Solanales, Solanaceae. The record is from RefSeq and is a predicted model, not a curated record.
AUGUUGCAGCUUUAUUACCUUUUCGACCUCAGCAUAGCACAGCCUGAAUUCGCUUCUUAUGUAUGUGCUGGAGAUGGUUCUAAUAAUAUCGAGUUCUCCCCAAAUAGUGCAUAUGACACUAAUCUUAACACAAUCCUCUCAUCUGUUUCACAGAACAUGGAUAGUUUUGGGUUCUAUAAUUCUUCCAUAGGCCAAAAAUCUGACGCGGUUAGUGUCAUUGCGCAAUGUAGAGGGGACGUCCAAUUACAGGCAUGCCGUGAUUGUAUGACUAAUGCUACUCGUAAGAUUCUAGAGGUAUGUCCUUACAAGAAAUCAGCCAUUGGUUUCUAUGACCGUUGUAUGGUAAGAUAUUCAAAUCAGUCCAUCAUAGGCAUCGUUUCAACUCAGCCACGAAGAAUUUUAUAUAACACCGCAAAUGCCUCAAGUACUGGUGAAUUUAUGCAAGAUCUAAGAAACUUGUUAGAAAGUUUACAAAGUCAAGCUUCACGGGAUGGUAAACGGAGGUACGCUAAUAAUAGUACGCAGGCCCCUGAUUUUUAGACUAUAUAUGCACUUGUACAGUGCACUGCAGAUUUAUCAGCUCAAGAUUGCUUCAAUUACUUAAGUGCUGGCUAUAGGAGCUUACCUACCUAUGAAUGUUAUGGUAAGCGGGGUCUCAGAUAUAUGAUGCCCAGCUGCAAAUUUCAGUAUUAA